Cyprinus carpio (common carp) is the source of this 10647-nucleotide messenger RNA. RefSeq names its product heparan sulfate proteoglycan 2 (gene hspg2). The record is from RefSeq and is a predicted model, not a curated record. Lineage: Eukaryota; Metazoa; Chordata; Actinopteri; Cypriniformes; Cyprinidae. Gene Ontology annotation, molecular function: calcium ion binding; protein binding.
GCAUCGUAUACGUUUCGAGUGGCUUUUCGCGUCUGCUGAGCAGACCUUAAAUAUGCUGUCCACCUAGGCAACUCACUAUGAUUUGAGACACAGCCAUCGUCAACAGUUCAACAUCAUCGCACUGAAGUGAUCCGCUAAGGCAGUGCAUACUGAACUUUCUGCUGCCCAUAGGAAAGUGGGACCAAGAGAACAAAACGGAUAUUCACAAGUCAACCAUCAGUUUCUCUUCGUGUUAUCUCACAAGGACGCAACAGCAGACGGAUUUCUUUCUUUUUCUCGGUAAAUGAAGUCCCACCAAGUGUGGGACGGAGAAGCGACGGCGGCCUUGCUGUAGAAGAAACACUUCAAACUUUUGCGAAGAUAAUUCUCAGUGGCUUCAAGAGACGGACAUUGAUUUUCCCAGCGGCGUGUUUGGAGUCGUGCUGGGUUGGCAGAAAUGGGAACGAGGAUACGUGCCCAUAAACUCACUCUUUUUAUCAUCCCUUUGAUGUUUACUUCGCAUCUGUUUAAUGUAGUUCAGAGCUCUAAAGUGUGGGAUGAGGUGCCCUUUCCAGAGGACUUAGAAGAGGAAAACAAGCGGCCGGGAGGUUAUGUGGAUGAUGAAGAGUACUAUGAUCCUUCAGGAGAUAUCAGUGGAGAAGAGGAUGGAAGCACCCCCGAGCCAAGCACAGUUGAACCAGGCAUGCCUAUAACAAUUUACUAUCGGGCACUGGUGAACUUCACAAACUCCUUCCAGUAUGGGCCGGAACUUGAUGACAUCUACUCUCCUGCUUUUUUAGAGAUAUCAUCUGCUGUCGUCGAUACGCUUGAGUCUGACUACAACAGGAUACCAGGACAGCAGACCGUCAAUGUGGUUCUUAUUAAGAAAAUUGGCAAAGACGUGUUUGUGGAGCUGGAUGUCGGCUCAGAUAAUAACUCUAAUGAAACACAGAUCAGUGAUGUCCUGUUCUCAGUGGUUAAAGAGGGCACCAUUGCCUCGUAUGAUACCUCAGUAAUAGGUUUCCAAUUCAGACGGCUUGGAGAAGCUGAUACUCCUCCUCCUGUGGAGCCCAUCGUUGUGCCAGUGAUUCCCGAUGCCAGAGAAUGCUUGUCUGGCGAGUUCAGAUGUCAGGAUGGGCUGGCGUGUAUCCCUCAGGAAUAUGUGUGUGACCAACGGCCUGACUGUGAUGACUUCAGUGAUGAAAUUAGCUGUGCUGUUGUUCCUGUAAGCCCUACUCCACCUACGCCUCCUAAAACCAGACCCCAACCUGGCCCGGGACCCUGCCGUGCAGACCAGGCCACCUGUCAGAAUGGACAGUGUAUCUCACGGGACUAUGUUUGUGAUGGCGAAACGGACUGCGCUGACGGCAGCGAUGAGUUCAAUUGUGGAACUCCGUCUCCCUGUGAACCCAAUGAGUUUAAGUGUCAGAACGGCCGUUGUGCCCUGAAACUGUGGCGUUGUGAUGGGGAUAAUGACUGUCAAGACAACUCAGAUGAGAUGAACUGCCCCACUAAAGGUCCAGGGGACACAUGUGCCCCGGAGCAGUUUGUGUGUUUGUCUGACCGCACAUGCAUUCCUGCCAGUUACCAGUGUGACGAGGAGCCGGACUGUGCUGACCGCUCUGAUGAAUACGGUUGUGCACCUCCCGUUGUGACCGUCCCGCCAGAAGAGUCCAUCACGGCAUCGCGGGGCGACACUGUGACCUUUACUUGUUCUGCCAUUGGUGUACCUGUUCCCAUCAUAACAUGGCGUCUUAAUUGGGGACACAUACCAGCCAAUAACAGAAUCACAAUGAGAAAUGAGAAUGGGCGAGGAACGCUCACCAUCCACGAUGUGAAGGAAGGUGACCAGGGUGCAUACACCUGCGAGGCCAUCAACGCUAAAGGCCUUGUGUUUGCCAUUCCUGAUGGGGUCCUCAGCCUGUCUCAGAGACCAAACCCAGUUGUGUCAUCCUCUCUGUACGUGUUAGCAGGUAACUGCCGUGAUGGACACUUUAGCGUGGGCGAUCGCUGCAUGCCAUGCUUCUGUUUUGGCAUCACAAAGCAUUGUAAGAGCACCAGUCGCUACCGCAGCCAAAUCACACUGCGCUUCACAGAGGAAGAGGACUUCAAAGGAGUCAAUGUGUCAUUUCCUAGUCGUCCAGGCACCCAACAACCUCUCUCCGCCACUCAGAUGUUGAUCAAUCCAGAGAGUGAGGAGUUCCAGCUAGUGGAUCUGUCUCGCCGUUUCCUCGAUCAAGACUCCUAUUGGACUCUGCCUCGCCAGUUCCUGGGCAACAAGGUUGACUUGUAUGGAGGUUAUCUGAAUUUUAAGGUGAGUUACUCACUGCAGCGAGGUGGAUCGGAACCAAAGGAGAAACCUGAUGUUGUGCUGAGCGGCAACGGGCAGAAAUUUAUUUACCGUAGAGGCAACCCCACUUUACCUGACACAAUCAACAAAAGACAGAUCAGGUUUACAGAGGAAAACUGGCAGCACUCCUCAGGACGAGCCGUAACUCGUGAUGACCUCAUGAUGACCUUGGCCAAUCUGGAGAGCAUCCACAUUCGCACCAUUUAUGACAACCGCAUGGCCAGUGUGGGCCUGAGUGACAUCAGCAUGGAUACCACCACCAAAGAGUUCACCCAGCAGGGGAACCCGAGAGACGUGGAGCAGUGCAGAUGUCCUGCCGGGUAUUCAGGCCUGUCUUGUGAGUCCUGCUCCCCUGGUUUCGAGCGGGUACCUGGACCCUACCUGGGCACCUGUGCUGGCUGCAACUGCAAUGGUCAUGCCAGUGCCUGUGACCCUAUUAGUGGACACUGCCUGAGUUGUCAGCAUAACACAGAAGGACCUCAGUGUGACAAAUGCAAGCCUGGCUACUUUGGUGACCCAAGUCGAGGACGAUAUGAUGACUGCAAACCCUGUCCUUGUCCAUACACAGAGACAUCUCGACGGUUUUCGGAUACUUGCUUCCUGGACCAUGACAACCAGGCAACAUGUGACGCCUGCAGACCUGGUUAUACAGGGCGACGUUGUGAGAAAUGUGCUCCAGGAUAUGUUGGCAACCCUCUUCAGCCCAACGGCCAAUGUAUCCCUGCUGCUAGCCUGAUUACCAAGUGUGAUAACAGAGGAACCAUCAAUCCCAUCAGCAAACCAUGCUAUUGCAAGGCCAAUGUGGUUGGUGCUCUUUGCGAUGAGUGUAAGAAUGGCGCUUUUAAUUUGGCGGCUGAUAAUCCUGAAGGUUGCUUGCAGUGUUUCUGUAUGGGAGUGACUAAACAGUGUGCCAGUUCAACCUGGAAUAGAGAUCAGGUACGAGGUGGUGUCAACGGCCAGCUCUUCACACUUUCCAACGCAGCAAAUACUAUGACCAUCUCUGAGGGCAUCACUCAGAGAGCCAGUGCAGAGGUGGUCUACCGAUCCUUCACCAGCAUCCCUAAUGACAUCUACUACUGGGUCCUGCCUCAGAAUUUUAGAGGAGACAAGGUCACAGCUUAUGGUGGAGAACUGCAGUACAGGAUUCGUUAUGAGACGCAGGCUCAUUCACUAGUGAUUGAUGAACGACCAGAUGUGGUUCUUCAAGGCAACGGCAUCUUCCUGGAACAUUUUUCUCAGACCAAAACACUUCCUAGAGUACCAGCCACCAUCACUGUGCCUUUUAGAGAGUCUGCAUGGAGACGGUCAGAUGGACAGCCGUGUACUAGAGAGCACCUGCUGAUGGCUUUGGCCGAUAUCAGCGUCUUUAUGAUCAGAGCCACUUAUGCAUACAAUAUGGCUGAGAGCAGUAUCUCCAAUAUUCAAAUGGACAUUGCAGUGCCCCACCCUACAGGAACCGAAAGGGCACUGGAGGUGGAGGAGUGUGCCUGCCCUCAAGGAUACACAGGACCUUCUUGCCAGGACUGUGAUGUUGGCUACACCCGUACACCUGGACUUUAUCUUGGCACCUGUGAGAAGUGUGACUGCCACGGGCAUGCCAGCGGCUGUGAGUCAGAGACUGGAGAUUGCCUGAAUUGCCUGCAUAACACAGUUGGGCGCCGUUGUGAAAACUGCCUCCCUGGUUUCUAUGGAAAUCCAAAGACUGGUGAUCCACAGGCAUGUAGACCCUGUCCUUGUCUAGGACACUCCAGUAGCCAGCCUUCAUCUUGUUACUUGGACUCAGAUGGACAGCCCACUUGUGAAUGUCCUGCUGGUUACACUGGAAGACGCUGUGAAAGAUGUGCCCCAGGAUACACUGGCAAUCCCCAACUUGGACAAAGAUGCACUCGAAGCAGCGGUAAUGGUGAUUGUUACCGCUGUGACCAAAGUGGUAGCGAAGGAUGUAGUUCAAAUGGAAUCUGUCGCUGCAAGAUGAAUGUUGAGGGGUCAACAUGUUCCACUUGCAAGCAAGGGACCUUCUACCUCAGUCCUGCUAACAAAGAUGGCUGUCUGUCCUGCUUCUGCAUGGGCGUCACCCAGCAGUGCUCCAGCUCCAGACAUUAUAGAGAUGUGGUUUCCACCGUUUUUACCCCUGGCAACUACCAAGGUUUUGCUCUUGUAAACCGCCAGCGCACCAACCGCAUUGACAGUGGCUUCUCCAUCGAGCUGUCCACAGAUAGAACACAACUCUCCUACACUAACUUUAACGAUCUCGGACAGGAGCCCCACUAUUGGCAGUUACCCAACGCCUAUCAGGGAGACAAGAAGUCUUACUCUGCUCGGACUAGACGAGCACACAAGAGAGACUCAUCAUGGAUAAAGGACCAACUGAGAAAGGACGUCGCUGUAUGGCAGCUAAUGAACGAUAUGGGUAAAGACCUUUUAAGGUCCAAAAGAGCCAUUGAGCACCCUGCUGAUGAAGUACGCAAACUUGAUGAUGAAAUCUGGGCAAUCAUCACUAAUUUCUCCAAUGGGCAGUCUCCCUUCCCUUUCUCUUCAUCCUCUCAAACUUCCCAUUCUUCAUUUGAGGCCCAGAGUUCUCUGUCUCGGUCAAGUGUGCGUGCCCCUUCUUUCCAUUCUGGUUUAACUUCCUCUUUAAGGGCCUCUGAGUCCCUUUCAAACGACCCAAGCCAUUCCUCUCACCCUGACCCAACUCAGCAGGUGCGACAGGGAAAAAACACUGUUGCUCUCCCUAGAGGUCCACGGCCUGGCCCUUCUAACAAGUAUGUUUUGGUCUACAAUGGUUUCAGCUUGCACCCAGAUGACGUGCUCUUCUGGCAGCUCCCGGAGCAGUUCAAAGGGGAUAAGGUUGGCGCAUAUGGUGGAAAGCUGAAAUAUACCAUCUCCUAUGUGCCAGGACCCCGAGGUUCUCCAAUAGAAGAUGCUGAUGUUCAGAUUAUUGGUAAUGACAUCACGCUGGUGGCACGCCAACCAUGGAGAAGAGGGCAUGGAGCCCGAGAGUCACAGGACUUUGAGAUCAUUUUCAGAGAGGAACACUGGCAGCGUCCCGAUGGCAUGCCGGCAACCCGGGAACACCUGAUGAUGGUGCUCGCAGACCUCGAUGACAUCUUGAUCCGUGCCUCGUAUCACACAGAGAUGCGCUCAUCCAGUAUUUCAGGGGUCCGCAUGGAUAUCGCUGUGCCCGAGUACACUGGCCUGGCACAGGCUUUGGAGGUGGAGCAGUGCCAGUGUCCUCCUGGUUACCGUGGUCUGUCCUGCCAGGACUGCGCUUCUGGAUACACUCGCACAGGAGGAGGCUUGUACCUUGGCCACUGUGAGCCAUGUGACUGUAACAGCCACUCGGACUCCUGUCACCCAGAGACUGGCAUCUGCACGAACUGCCAACACAACACCAAGGGUGAGCUGUGUGAACAGUGUGCUGACGGUUUCUUUGGAGAUCCAACUGCUGGAACCCCUGAGGACUGCCAAGCGUGUGCCUGCCCCGGCACUGACCCCGACAACCAAUUCUCUCGUACCUGUGAAAGUCUGGGUAACGGAGGCUACCAGUGCACUGCCUGUCAGCCCGGCUACACCGGCCAGUAUUGUGAACGCUGUGCGUCUGGAUAUGUCGGAAAUCCACAAGCGAGAAUCCCCUGCCGUAGUGUUGCUGCGUCUCUAGUGGUGAAGGUGUAUCCAGAAAGGGUUCAGGUGGUGCAGGGGCUUCCAGUCACUCUCAGGUGCCAGGUGUCUGGAUAUCCACCGCACUAUUUCCACUGGUCCCGUGAGGAUGGACGCCCAAUCUCCAGCACAGCAGAGAGACGCAGACAAGGAGAGGAGUUGCAUUUUCCCAGUGUGCAGCCCAGUGAUGCUGGCAUCUACAUCUGCACCUGCCGAGACCAGCGCAGCUCCAAUAGAAGCAAAGCAGAAAUUGUUGUUACAACCUUACCAUCCAAACCUAUUGAAGUCUUUAUUGAGGAGCCCAAACUACAGAGUGUGGCAGUGGGAUCUACAGUGAGCUUCAUCUGCACAGCCAAAAGCAAGCUGCCAGCGUACACCCUGGUUUGGACCCGCAUACGGAACGGCAAGCUGCCUAACCGGGCCAUGGAUUUCAAUGGAAUUCUGACCAUUCAAAACGUGCAGCCUGAGGACGCAGGCACCUAUGUUUGCACAGGCUCCAAUAUGCUUGGCAUGGAUGAGGGCACAGCCACACUCUAUGUCCCAGAGGCUUCUCAGUCACAGAUGUUUUACACAGCCUAUGAGAUGUUUGAAGGACAUAGAAAGCCUACUGAAGGGGCCCAGCCGGUGGCCACAAUAAAUCCACCUGUGCUGACAGUCCAACAGGGCCAGCGGGCAGAGUUCCGCUGCACAGUGACCGGCAACCCCACCCCUGCUGUGGAAUGGAUAGGUCCUGGGAACCGAAUCAGUUCAAAAGCUGUCAUUCGUAAUGGGCUGCUGACCAUCCCAUCUGUGGAUCGCUCAGAUGAGGGCGAGUACAUCUGCAAGGCUCUGAACACACAUGGCGAGCACACAGCCCGAGGAGUUCUUCAUGUUCAAAGUACAAGUCAACCUCACGGUCUACCUCGUGUACAAGUGAGCCCUCAGCGGGUGGAAAUUCACGAGGGUGAGACUUUGCGGUUGUACUGUAGGGCCGUUGGCAGUCCCACUCCUGGCCUCACAUGGAAGAAGAGAGGUGGUUCACUGCCGCCACAGGCAAUUCCUUCUCACGGUUUCCAUCAGUUUAAAAGCAACAGUCUCGAUGUGUUACAGAGACGUAUUGAGGAGCUACAGGCCCGCAUGGAGCGCACUGACAUCGGCACUCUCCUCGUACCCAAUAUCAGGUCGUCUGAUGCAGGCACCUAUCUCUGUGUUGGAACUAACACUGUAGGUUCCUCAGAAGCUCAUAUUGAGGUCAUUGUAAAAAGAGGAGAAAUCAUCCCCUCUGGAGUCACCAUCCAGCCUUCUAUUGCUUCUGUAAUGGAGGGAGAGACUCUAGAUCUUAAUUGCAUCGUCCCAGGAACCUCUCCAGCAUCUGUCAAAUGGAGCAGGGCAAGCGGCCUGCUGUCAUCCAAUCAUCAGGUUUUGGGAACUCAGCUGCGGAUCCUGCUGGCCUCUGCAGAUGACGCUGGAGAAUAUAUCUGUCAGGUGGAGGACGGACCAUUCCCCCGUCAGGCUUCUGUAUCUGUGUCUGUGAUAUCCAGCUCCUCCCGUCUCCAGAGCCCCAUUAUCUCCAUUGAGCCACACAGCGCAGCAGUGAAGCAGGGCGAGUCAGCGAGCUUCAGGUGCAGGGUCCACAGCGGAGCCCAGCCGGUGCGCUUAGAGUGGAAACCCACCAACAACCUGCCUCUGCCAGAUAACGUGAAGAUUGGUCCUGACAAUUCACUCAUGACUAUUACCAAUGCCCAAGCCAAAAACAAGGGCACCUAUCGCUGUGUGGCCAGCAACCUGUUCGGAAUGACCCACAGCAUAGCUUCACUCAUCGUGAGAGAAUCUCCUAAGGCUGUAGUGACCCCUGCAGGACCGGUGCGAAUCAGGGUUGGUGAUCCCAUUAAUCUCGAAUGCCAGGCCGCUGGAGAGCCAAGACCCUCUGUCAGAUGGCACAGACUAGACAACAACCGCAAAACGAUGCUGAGCAGCCCUGUGCCCGUCGAUUCCAGUGCUAUCAUGCAGAUCUUAGUUGCACGGCCGGAAGACAGUGGCACGUAUGUGUGCACUGCACAGAACAACCAGGGCACAACUGAGACUCGAGUAGAGGUGUUUGUUGAAGGAGGGUCUCAGGUGCCCACUGUCCCCCGUGCCAGCGUACGUGAGCCUAUGAUAGUCUUGGUAGAGGGAUCAACUGCAACACUUCAUUGCGACGCCCAUGGAUUCCCAAAGCCCACCAUCACGUGGUCUAAAGAACGCUCUUCUCUGCCUUGGAGACACAAGAUUGUUGACAACAGCCUGGUGUUACCUAAUGUGGGCCGUCAGGACUCUGGUCAAUAUGUCUGCAAUGCCACCAACCACAUGGGCACCAGUGAAGUUACCAUCAUGCUGGAAGUAGACACCCCACCCUAUGCCACUUCCUUGCCCGAUGACGUGUCCGUGCGAGUGGGUGAGGUAAUCCGCCUGCAGUGCCUGGCCCAUGGCACCCCGCCCAUGCGUUUCGAGUGGACUAAGGUCAAUGGCAGCUUGCCUCCUACUGGUCAGCAGCAAGGAGGAGACCUCCAGAUCAACCUGGCCAAGGAGAGCGAUGCUGGGACAUACAAGUGUGUGGCCAGCAACAAGGUUGGCAAGAGUGAAGCGCUGGCCAGAGUCUCUGUCCGAUCACCCCUGUCAGUGAAAGUGUCCCCACAGGUAGAAGUGAAGGCUCUGGGCAGCGCUGUGGAGUUUACCUGUGCUGCUAAAGGAGGGUCUCACAUUGAGAUUGAAUGGCUGAAGGAGGGGGGAGCUCUUCCACCAAAUCAUCACAUUAAAGACGGAGUGCUCAGAAUUGAGAACCUUGAGCAAAGCAAUGAGGGAAUCUACACCUGCAGAGCUACAAGUCUGUUUGGACAGGCUCAGGACAGUGGCAAACUCACCAUUCAAGCUCUACCCAAAGUGAUGAUCAAUGUGCGCACAUCAGUACAGACGGUGAUGGUGGGCAGCUCGGUGGAGUUUGAGUGCCAUGCGAUCGGUGAUCCUGAGCCCACGGUGCGCUGGAGUAAAGUGGGAGGCUCUCUACCUGUUCAUGUGGAAAUAAAUGGGAACAUCCUGAGGAUUGAUCAUGUGGUCGAAUCAGAUUCAGGACAGUACCGCUGCACAGCCACUAAUAAUGUUGGCUCGGAGUAUAACCAGGUGGUCCUUAAUAUCCAGUCCUUGCCUCAGAUUUCUGCACAGCCUGAAUCAAAGGACGUAACUGUUGGCUCUGAUGCGGUCUUGCCUUGCAUUGCAUCUGGAUACCCAGUCCCGACCAUCACAUGGUCAAAGGUGGAGAAUGAGUUGCCCCCUAAGUGCAGACAGGAUGGCCAUGUCCUGACAGUCCCUGGUGUCACACACACAGAUGCAGGAACGUAUGUGUGUACGGCUGCUAAUAAGCAAGGAAAAGUCGAGGCAUUCACCAGACUCGUAGUUCAUGAGAGAGUGAUGCCCUAUUUUACCCAGGAGCCACUCUCUUACCUCACACUCCACACUAUCAGAAACGCCUACCAUGCAUUCAGCAUCAAAAUUACCUUCAGGCCGGAUAAUGUUGAUGGGCUCAUUUUGUAUUCCGGUAUGAUUCUCUAUAAUGGACAAAAGAAGACCACCGGUGCUGACUUCUUAUCUUUUGGAUUGGUGGGGGGCCGUCCUGAAUUCAGGUUUGAUGUAGGCUCUGGUAUGGCAACCAUUCGUUACCCUACUCCCAUUAAACUGGGCGAGUUUCACACAGUGAAGCUGUAUAGGAAUGAGACUCAGGGCUCUCUUGUUGUGGAUGGAGAAGCUCCUAUAAAUGGAACCUCACAGGGAAAAUUCAAGGGUCUGGAUCUGAAUGAGGAUCUUUUUGUGGGCGGUUAUCCAAACUACAGCAUGCUUGCUAAAACUGCAGGCCUCAAGACAGGGUUUGUCGGCUGUAUCAAGCAGCUGAUUAUCCAAGGUGAAGAGGUCAUUUUCAAGGACGUUGAUAAAAGUUCCACCGGAGUUUCGAAUUGUCCCACUUGCAAGGAUCGCCCAUGUCAGAAUGGUGGCGUAUGUGAGGACUCUUCCGCCAGUCUCUACAAAUGCAGUUGCACAAGAGGAUUCACAGGGAGCAACUGUCAGCAUCACUCUUCCUUGCACUGUCACACAGAGGCCUGUGGACCAGAUGCCACCUGUAUUAACCGACCCAGUGGUUUGGGCUACGAUUGCCGCUGUCACUUGGGCAAGUCUGGAAACAAGUGCAUGGAUGGUACUCUGGUAACCACUCCAUUGUUUGAUGGAGACGAGUCUUAUAUUGCGUAUCCUCCUCUUACUAAUAUUCAUAACGACCUCCGGAUUGAGAUGGAGUUCAAGCCCAUGUUUUCAGAUGGGCUGAUGUUCUUCAGCGGAGGCAAAAAGAUGAAAGUGGAGGACUUUGUGACGUUAUCCAUGGUGGACGGACAUGUCGAGUUCCGAUAUGAACUUGGAACAGGUCAGGCAGUUCUGCGCAGUCAGGAGCCCGUGUCUCUGGGUCAGUGGCAUCGCGUGGUGGCGGAGCGGCUCAAUAAAGACGGCUCCUUGAAGGUGGACCACGCACGAGAAAUCACAAGAUCAUCUCCAGGCAAGGCCCAGGGCCUUAAUAUCCACACACCCAUGUAUCUGGGAGGGGUGCCCAAAAUGGACAUCUUGCCCAAACCUGCCAAUGUCAGCAUGAUGUAUGAAUAAUACAU